GCCAAAGGCGAGCGGUUGUUGCUCCCGCUUCUCAAAACACCAACAGUGCGCGCACAGCAGCAACAUUUGCGUUAAAAACUCAAGUUGAGCUUCGAAAACUCGAAGAACUAGAAACCUUAAUCCAAUCAUAAACUAAUCAGUCACAAAAGUGACAGCUGCAACAUAAUCUAUUAAAAAAAAAAAAAAAGAAACCAACAACAAAGUGCUAGAAACUCGUGUUCCCAUACACAAGAUACAAUUAUUUUUUUCGGGUGCAAAGUGCAGGUGGAGCAGCAGCAGCAGCAGCGGUGUCUCGUCGGCCAACCACACAUGACCACAAUGCCACCGGAAAUGUCCGCAACAACGGCAGCUCCCGUUGGCAGUGCACCGAGUGCCACCGCUCAUCAUAAUCCCGCUGCCGUCGGCGGCGGCGGUAUGCCGCGUCCAGCUUCCCCGGCCGUCGGCAGCAACAACACGACGGCGGCAACGGCGACGACGGCAACGCGAUCCCGCUUCAUGAUCACCGAUAUUCUCGCAGGAGCAGCGGCUGCAUCCGCGGCAGCAGCAGCAGCGGCCGCCGCCUUGGCAGCCGCCUCUUCGGGCGGUGGGCGUGGCAGUCCGCCGGAUUCGGAGCGGGACGAAUCGAUCGUUGCCCAGCAUCAGCAUCCGCAUCAGCAGCAACAUCACAAUCACCAUCAGCAACAGCAACAGCAGCAGCAGCAGCAUCAACAGCAGCAACAUCAGCAGCAGGCCGCCUUGCAACAGUACAUCGUGCAACAGCAGCAACUGCUGCGCUUUGAGCGUGAGAGGGAAAGGGAGAGGGAGAGGGAGCGGGAGCGGGAGCAUUAUAGGGAAAGGCAUUCGCCACCGGGAGGCAAUCUCUACUCGCACCACAGCAUGCCGCCCCAUCUGCUCGCCCACUUUCCGCCCGCCCACUACGCCGUGUUGCAGCAACAACAGCAGCAACAGCAGCAACAGCAGCAGCAGCAACAUCCCCACCAUCUGCAAAUGGAGCGGGAGCGAUUGGAGGCACUGCAUCGACAUGGUCAUGGGCUGCCCGGUGAUCCGGGGCAGCAUCUGAACCACCUGAGCCAUCUAAGCCACCAGCAACACCACCUCCCACAUCUGCACCAUCCCAUCCACGAUGAGCGAUCCCGGUCGCCGCUCAUGCUCCAGCAAUUGGGCAAUGCCAGUGGCAAUAACAACAACAAUAACAACAACAACAAUAGCAGCAGUGCUAACAACAACAAUAACAACAGUGGCAGUGGCAACAGCAACAUCAACAGCGGUGGCAACAGCAACAACAAUGGCAGUGGCAACGGCAACAUGUUGCUCGGAGGAGCCGGCAGCAGCAUCAGCGGCGAUCAGGCGAGCACAAUCGACGACAGCGAUAGCGAUGAUUGCGGCGGCAAGGACGACGAUGGCGAGGACAGUCUGAAGAACGGCAGCUCGGCGAACGGCGACUCCUCGUCGCAUUUGAGCCUCAGCUUGAGCAAGAAGCAGCGGAAGGCGCGUACCGCCUUCACGGACCACCAGCUGCAGACGCUGGAGAAGUCCUUCGAGCGGCAGAAGUACCUCAGCGUCCAGGAUCGCAUGGAGCUGGCCAACAAGCUGGAGCUGAGCGACUGCCAGGUGAAAACCUGGUACCAGAAUCGCAGAACCAAAUGGAAGCGGCAGACUGCGGUUGGACUGGAGCUCCUUGCCGAGGCGGGCAACUACGCCGCCUUCCAGCGUUUGUACGGCGGUGCCACGCCCUAUUUGAGCGCCUGGCCGUAUGCAGCCGCCGCCGCCGCCCAAUCGCCCCACGGCGCCCCGCCCUCAGCGAUCGAUAUCUACUACCGACAGGCGGCGGCCGCCGCUGCCCUGCAGAAGCCCGCCAUUCCCGCCUCGUACCGCAUGUAUCCCACGAGCAUGCCGCCGGGCAUGGCGCUGCCCGGGAUGCCCGCUCCCCCGCCCCCCGGCGCGGCGCCCAUGCUGAGCGGCUAUUACGCCGCCGCGGCAGCAGCGGCCGCUUCCGCUGGCGCUCAACAGCAGCAGGCGGCGCCGCCCGCGUCCCGCUCGCCCGCCACCAGCCAGAGCGCAAAUAGCGAAGCGGACUGCGAGCGGACCAGCAGCAGCAGUCGCCAGCGGUUGAUCACGCCCAGUCCGCCCCUCAAUCCGGGCAGUCCGCCCCACCGCGAGCGCUCCAACGAGGAGGAGAGCGAGCGGGACAGAGAGCGGGAGCGGGAUAGGGAGAGGGAGAGGGAUAGGGAAAGGGAGAGGGAGAGGGAGCACGAGCGGGAACGGGACGAGGAGGACGACGAGGAACUGGCCCUGGAGGUCUGAGGAUCCCUCGCACAGAAAUCCCUCCUCAUAGCUGGAUCUCACAAAUUUGUCUAAACAAAAAUAAUAAUCACGGGGUGGAGUAUUCCAGAUUUGUGAAUUGUGGUGGAAGUCCUUUGGCAAAAAAACCUUCGUUCGAGUUUUGUGAAAAUAGUAAAGUGACAUUUUCAAAAGCAUACAGCUGAUUUCAAAAGAAAAGCAGUAAUUAAACAUAUUUUUCAUUAUUAUUAUAUGCAGGAAUUAUGGUUUGUAAAGCAAAAAAAACAAAAUAAAAACAUUGUCAAAGCUUAACAAAUUCGUAACGUUUUAAGAUAAAAUUCCAAAAAGGGCUAUUUUGAAGCCAGCUGUAAGUUGAAUUUGCUGCCACUAAAUGUUUGAUUAGCCCUAAUUUAUCUACCAAAAUUGUAUAAAAAUCUCAAUAAAUUACCAUAGAAUUAUACAAGAAGUAACAGUAUUAGAACCUCCCCAUGUUCAUCUGUCUCCAAGAAUAACCCCCAGUAGAUGUGAAGAAAAACUUAUACAUACAUACAUAUAUCAAUAAUAUAUAAACCUUUUUUUUCUAUAUUUAAUUGAAACCUAGCCUAGAGGAAAUUUUGUAAAUUUUUGUAAAUGAUUUUUGUACAUACGCAGCAGACCAACAACAAAAGCAACACGAUUUUUUUCCAAACAAUAUUUUUUUUACAAUUUUUUUUUUGUGCCUAGUCUUAAGACGUCUAUUGUGUGUAGUAAUAAUAAAGUGAAGAAAAAGAGAAAAAAGAGCAAUCGA
Drosophila ficusphila is the source of this 3067-nucleotide messenger RNA. It is a transcript of the gene B-H2, whose product is annotated as homeobox protein B-H2. Gene Ontology annotation, cellular component: nucleus. The coding region runs from base 310 to 2304 and encodes 664 amino acids. NCBI's taxonomy places the organism in Eukaryota, Metazoa, Arthropoda, Insecta, Diptera, Drosophilidae. The record is from RefSeq and is a predicted model, not a curated record. Gene Ontology annotation, molecular function: RNA polymerase II transcription regulatory region sequence-specific DNA binding; DNA-binding transcription factor activity, RNA polymerase II-specific. The transcript has 3 exons. Gene Ontology annotation, biological process: regulation of transcription by RNA polymerase II.